AUGGCUCCUUGUAAAAAAGCAACUUCACAAUUUUUAACGGCGUGUGAAAUCCGGCGUGUGUCCCGCGCACUCGGCUGCGCACCGCAGAUCAUCUUCUUCGAGGAGCGGGACUUCAAGGGCCGCCACUAUGAGUCCGGCCAGGACUGCAUGAACCUGGCGUCGAACCUGAGCCGCUGCAACUCGAUCCGCGUGGAGGGCGGCGCCUGGGUCAUCUACGAGCGUCCGGACCACAAGGGCAACAUGUACAUCAUGGAGCCCGGGGAGUACCCCGAGUACCAGCGCUGGAUGGCGCACAACGACCACAUCGGCUCUUGCAGAGCCAUCCGUGGUUGCAACACCACCAACAACCGCCUGUCCCUGUAUCGCGAAGACAACUUCGGUGGCCACAUGACGGAGUGCGCGGAGGAUUGCCCACACCUUUACGACCGCUACAGCAUGCGAGAGGCGCGCUCUGUGAGGGUGCACGACGGCGCCUGGGUGGCGUACGAGGAGCCGCACUACCGCGGGCGCCAGUACCUGCUGGAGAAGGGCGACUACCGCAAGUGCAACGAGUGGGGCGCAAUGAGCCCCACCAUGCAGUCGGUGCGCUGCAUCCGACAGUUCUGAAGGCUCCACGGCAGAAUAUCCCUGCUCGGCCAUUGCUGUUCAUGUGAUUGAAUAGUUAA
Messenger RNA from Lethenteron reissneri (Far Eastern brook lamprey), 665 nucleotides. Its product is annotated as gamma-crystallin S-like. Gene Ontology annotation, molecular function: structural constituent of eye lens. Lineage: Eukaryota; Metazoa; Chordata; Hyperoartia; Petromyzontiformes; Petromyzontidae. The record is from RefSeq and is a predicted model, not a curated record. Gene Ontology annotation, biological process: lens development in camera-type eye; visual perception.